AUGGAAAACUGUACAGACACAAAUAACAGCUCCACUUGCGCAGGAAUUCCCUACAAAGACAGCAAGACACUUCUGGUUGCUGUUUACAGCAUUGUUUUUGCCAUAGGCCUUCCAGCAAAUUGCUUAACUUCCGUGCUUACGUUUAUACAAAUCCAAAGGAAUAAAGUAAUUGCCAUCUACAUUUUCAGUUUAUCAUUGUGUGAACUGAUGUAUUUAAGUACCUUGCCUCUCUGGAUUAUCUAUGUGCAAGAUGAGCACCAGUGGAAUAUGGGUAUAAAGGCUUGCAGAAUAACAGGAUUCAUCUUUUUCUGCAACAUAUACAUCAGCAUUCUGCUGUUGUGCUGCAUUUCUGUGGAUCGUUACGUGGCACUGGUGUAUGCUCUGGAAUCAAGGGGGAGAAGAGGACAGAAAAAGGCAAUCAUAAUAGUGUGUUUUCUCUUUGCUGUGGUUGCAAUAAUCCACACUCCAGUAUUUUACAUGGAAGAUUUUUCAGAACAUAUGAAUAAGAAAACCUGCUUUGAGACUUUGCCCCUUGACAUAAAAUUGGCUUCUUUCAGCUUUGCCAGAUUCCUAUGUGGAUUUGCCAUACCUUUCACGAUCCUCAUUUUCACAAACUACAAAAUUUUCCAAAGUACAGAAACAAGCAGCAGCUUGACUUGUCGCCAAAAAGCCAAAGUAAAGUAUCUGGCUAUCGCCAUUAUUGUAAUUUUCCUGAUCUGUUUUGCUCCCUACCACGUGGUACUUGUAAUAAGAUCCGUAUACUUUAUGUUUCAUCAAAAUUGCUCAUGUCCAUUUGAAAAAGAUAUAUAUUCAAUUUUUACAGCGUUUCUGUGUUUAGCCACUGCAAACAGUGUUGCUGAUCCAAUCAUCUAUGUGCUGGUUAGUGAAAACGUCAGAAAAGACUUUUACAGGAGUCUGAGAAGAUGGAGAUUGAACUCAUUCAAGCUGAAUUCAUCCAUUAAUCACAAGACUGAAAGCAUAAACUUGAAAACAUCAAAAGAAUCACAGGAAGGAGGGCUAAGAGAAGAAAACAAAGAAAUGCCACAUUCAUCUGACAUUCAAAAGACCUGUAAUAGUGGCAAAGACCAAGAAGGUGGCAGCUAG
Molecule: messenger RNA, 1104 nt
Organism: Phaethon lepturus (White-tailed tropicbird)
Lineage: Eukaryota; Metazoa; Chordata; Aves; Phaethontiformes; Phaethontidae
Gene: GPR132
Product: G protein-coupled receptor 132
Exons: 1
Coding region: 1-1104 (367 amino acids)
Biological process (GO): G protein-coupled receptor signaling pathway; negative regulation of G2/M transition of mitotic cell cycle; G1/S transition of mitotic cell cycle
Cellular component (GO): membrane
Molecular function (GO): G protein-coupled receptor activity
Source: RefSeq, a predicted model, not a curated record